GCGGGGGGCGCGGAGCCGCCGCUCCCCUCCCCCCGGCACCGAGACACCCCCCCCCCCCGCCUCCCGGCGGAGCCCCCCCGGCCCCGGCGGCAGCCGCAGCGCCCGCCCCGCCUCGCCCCGGGGGACCUGUCACCCCCGGCACCGCGGCGGGCCACCCCCGGGCCACCCCCACCCUCACCGCAGGCCUCCCCCGGGGGGCUCCUUUCCCGCAGGCCCCCUCUGGCACGGCCGACGGGGACCCCCUGCCCGCCCCGGGACCCCCUUCCCCACAGCUUCCCCCCCCGGAUCCCUCCAUAACCCCCACCCUGCCCCACAGCACCCUCCCGUAGGGCCCCCCCCACCCCGAGCACAGGCCCCCCCAGCAAGGCCGCAGGCCCCCGGUCUGCCCUAGUCAAAGAGCAGCCCCUCUGCCCCUGUGAAGGGGAGACAGCCCUCCGACCCCCUGUACCGCCCCCCCUCGGGGUGAAGGCCCUGAGGUGCCCCCGUCCCCUCCACCCCAUUGCAGGAGUGGGGGGGUGCUCCGGAGGGGGGCUAUAUCCCAUAAACACCCCCCCCUCCCCUCCUCCUACGAGGAAGCGCUGGGUGGGGGGGAUCGCCAAGGAAAAAGGGGGGGCUCAUCUCAGGCCAAGCCCCCUGGAUAGGAGCUGCCCUGCCCCCUCUCCCCGCCCCCUCCCCCCCCCCCAGCCAUGGAAAUGCAGAAGGGGAAGGGGGGAACAGCAGGAGGAGGGAAGUUGCUGGUCUCCACUCUUCUGGAUGCCAAGGAUGAGUUGGAGGAGAGACUGGAGAGAUGCGUGGGCAUCGUGACUUCACUAACCAACGGGCUGUCGGAGAGGGAAGCUAACGAUGCCCUCAAUGCUCACAUAUGUAAAGGAACCCCGCAGCACGAGGAGAUCUGCCUGGGUCUUUUCACUCUGGUCUUGACGGAACCUGCUCAGGCGCAGAAGUGCUACCGGGACUUGGCGCUGGUGAGCCGAGAUGGCAUGAACAUCGUUCUCAACAAGAUCAACCACAUUCUCAUGGAGAAGUACUUGAAGCUACAGGACACCUGCCGGACCCAGCUGGUGUGGCUGCUGCGGGAGCUGGUGAAGAGCGGGGUGCUCGGUGCCGACGGCGUCUGCAUGACCUUCAUGAAGCAGAUCGCGGGUGGGGAUGUGACGGCGAAGAAUAUCUGGCUGGCCGAGAACGUCCUGGAGAUCCUGACGGAGCAAAGAGAGUGGGUGCUGAAAAGCAGCCUCUUGAUAGCCAUGGCGGUGUACACGUACCUGCGGCUUAUUGUGGACCAUCAUGGCACGUCUCAGCUCCAGGUGCUCCGGCAAAAGGAGGUGGAUUUCUGCAUCUCCCUCCUCCGUGAACGGUUCAUGGACUGCUUCAUGAUCGGCCGGGACCUUGUGCGGCUGCUGCAAAACGUUGCAAGGAUCCCCGAGUUCGAGCAGCUCUGGAAGGACAUCAUCCACAACCCCCAGGUCCUCAGCGCCCAGUUCACAGGUGUCCUCCAGCUCCUCCAGUCGAGGACUUCUCGCAAAUUCCUGGCGUGUCGCCUCACUCCCGACAUGGAAACCAAGCUGCUCUUCAUGACCUCACGGGUCCGGUUCGGCCAGCAGAAGCGGUACCAGGACUGGUUUCAGCGGCAAUACCUGUCCACCCCCGACAGCCAGUCCCUGCGCUGCGACCUCAUACGCUACAUCUGCGGCGUGGUCCACCCCUCCAAUGAGGUGCUCAGCUCCGACAUCCUCCCGCGCUGGGCCAUCAUCGGGUGGCUGCUCACCACCUGCACGUCCAACGUUGCUGCUUCAAAUGCCAAACUGGCCCUGUUCUACGACUGGCUCUUCUUUAACCCCGAGAAGGACAGCAUCAUGAAUAUAGAGCCCGCCAUUCUGGUGAUGCAUCACUCCAUGAAGCCUCACCCUGCCAUCACCGCCACGCUGCUGGAUUUCAUGUGCCGGAUCAUUCCCAACUUCUACCCGCCACUGGAGGCUCACGUCCGGCAAGGCGUGUUCAACUCUCUCACCCACAUCGUGGAGAAGCGAGUCCUGGCACAUCUGGCCCCUCUCUUCGACAACCCCAAGCUGGACAAGGAGCUCCGCGCCAUGUUGAGGGAGAAAUUCCCGGAGUUUUGCAGUUCGCCCUCACCCCCCAUCGAAGUCAAAAUUGAGGAACCCGUUUCCAUGGAGAUGGACAAUCACAUGUCAGAGAAGGAUGACAGUUGCUAUGACAACGCCGAGGCCGCAUUCAGUGACGACGAAGACGACUUGAACAGCAAAGGGAAGAAGAGGGAGUUCAGGUUUCACCCCAUCAAAGAAACCAUUGUGGAGGAGCCUGUUGAUAUCACGCCAUUCCUGGACCAGCUGGAUGAGUCGCUGAAGGAUAAAGUCCUGCAGCUGCAGAAGGGAAGCGAUACGGAAGCUCAGUGUGAGGUCAUGCAGGAAAUCGUGGAUCAAGUCCUGGAGGAGGACUUCGACUCGGAGCAGUUAUCAGUGCUCGCAUCCUGCCUCCAGGAGCUAUUUAAGGCUCACUUCCGUGGUGAGGUUUUGCCAGAAGAAAUCACGGAGGAGUCUCUGGAGGAGUCAGUGGGGAAACCUCUCUACCUAAUAUUUAGGAACCUCUGCCAGAUGCAGGAGGAUAAUAGCGGUUUCUCGCUGCUGCUGGAUCUCCUGUCAGAGCUCUAUCAGAAGCAACCCAAGAUCGGCUACCACCUCCUCUACUAUUUAAAAGCCAGCAAAGCUGCGGCCGGGAAGAUGAACCUCUACGAGUCCUUUGCCCAGGCCACGCAGCUGGGGGACCUGCACACGUGUCUGAUGAUGGACAUGAAAGCCUGCCAGGAAGACGACGUACGGCUGCUCUGCUACCUCACCCCCUCCAUUUACACAGAGUUCCCAGACGAGACCCUACGAAGCGGCGAGCUGCUGAACAUGAUUGUAGCUGUCAUAGACUCCUUCCAGUUGCAGGAACUGGUGUGCCAUGUGAUGAUGGGGAACCUCGUCAUGUUUCGGAAAGACUCGGUGCUGAACAUCCUGAUUCAAAGCCUGGACUGGGAGACCUUUGAGCAGUACUGCACCUGGCAGCUCUUCCUCGCGCACAGCAUUCCUCUGGAGACCAUCAUCCCCAUCCUCCAGCACCUCAAAUACAAAGAGCACCCCGAGGCGUUAUCCUGCCUGCUGCUGCAGCUGCGGCGAGAGAAGCCCAGCGAGGAGAUGGUGAAGAUGGUGCUGAGCCGGCCCUGCCACCCCGACGACCAGUUCACCACCAGCAUCCUGCGGCACUGGUGCAUCAAGCACGACGACCUCCUGGCCGAGCACAUCAAGUCGCUGCUCAUCAAGAACAACAGCCUGCCGCGGAAACGCCAGAGCCUGCGCAGCUCCAGCAGCAAACUGGCCCAGCUCACCCUGGAGCAGAUCCUGGAGCACCUGGACAACCUCCGCCUCAACCUCACCAACACCAAACAGAACUUUUUCAGCCAAACGCCGAUCCUGCAGGCGCUGCAGCACGUCCAGGCCAGCUGCGACGAAGCCCACAAGAUGAAGUUCAGCGACCUCUUCUCCCUGGCCGAGGAGUAUGAAGACUCCUCCACCAAACCCCCCAAGAGCCGCCGAAAAGCCACGCUCUCCAGCCCCCGUAGCCGCAAGAACGCGGCCCAGCCGGCCAACAACGAGGAGGAAUCGGCCUCCAGCAGCGCCUCGGAGGAAGAAGACACCAAACCCAAACCCGCCAAAAGGAAAAGAAAAGGCUCCUCAGCCGUGGGCUCGGACAGUGACUGAGGGCUCCGGCCGCGGUGGCCCCGUGGUGGCCCGGCCGCGCUCAGACAAAAGCCAUUUUCAGGACGGGAAGGACAAGGAGCGGUGUCCCCUCUGGAGCCCGCGGCGACGGGGCCACUCGGCUGCCCCCUGCCCUGACCCUCCCCGUUUGACUUUUUUAGCUCCUUUUUUAUCAUCCGCCAAGGAGGGGUUGGAGCCUGCACACACACACACCCCCCCCCCGACACCUGUCCCCUGCUCUGGGGGGACACAGGGGCUCCCCAGAGGGGACGUGGCACCACGGGGAAGGGACGGGAAACUCGGGGGGGGGGGGGGUUAUAUCAUACACCCCCUAUUUUCAUAUAAAAAAUGUAAAUAAACAGUGGGAACUGGCUUGUCGCUCCAGGAUGCUUAGGGGAGGGGGAGCCUGUGUCCCUGCCCAUGGGGACAAGGGGACACCGCCAUCCCCAGGGCACUGCUGGGGGGGGGGG
This is a messenger RNA of Chroicocephalus ridibundus (black-headed gull), 4222 nucleotides long. It is a transcript of the gene INTS3, whose product is annotated as integrator complex subunit 3. The transcript is spliced from 30 exons. NCBI's taxonomy places the organism in Eukaryota, Metazoa, Chordata, Aves, Charadriiformes, Laridae. The record is from RefSeq and is a predicted model, not a curated record. Bases 687 to 3755 code for a protein of 1022 amino acids. Gene Ontology annotation, cellular component: cytoplasm.